AAUUUCUUUAAUAAAAAGUGCACAAAAGCAGGGGUUUUCUACUUAUUAUAAUAAGAGGGAACUUUUUAUAUAUUUGCAAAAUUGCAUUUGCAGAAUCCACAAACACAUAGAACCCAAUCACAGCUCACCACAUUCAUCCACUGCUUUUUUGUUCUCUACCCUUAUUGCUUCUUCUUUCAUAUACCCAUUUUUUGUUUUCAACUUCAUUAAGCUAUGACACUUUCUUUUUCAACUUCAAUUUAUUUUCCAAUCUUUUCCAAUUAAAGCACUUAUUUUCCUUUUUUGUGUCUUGUUUUUGUCCCAAUUUUUUCUUUCCCUUUUCUUUGUUGCCCAACAUCAAGGAAAAGGGAAAAUAAAAAACACUUCUUUUUAUUUUUUCUUCUUCUUCUUCUUCUACUUCAUCACACCCUUUCAUAAAUUCUCAAUCUUUCUGCUAUUUCCAAACUGGGUUUUCACAUUCAAUGUCUUAUGCUUAUACCCUUUUGUUUUUUUCCUUAGUUUCUUAUUGAUUUUCCCAUUUGGGUCAUGCUUAUGUUCAUGCUACACAAAUAAAGUUCUCAUUUUUACCUUCAAGAAAAAAAAUAAUUAAUUUUUAGCAGUUUUUUUUUUUUCAAGAACUUUUUGGAUUUAGAUCUUGCACAAGUGCUUUUUUUUUUUUGGACGAAUCAGGUAAUAGUCUUCAAUAUUCAAUAUCAAUUUGAUGCAUUUUCUUUGAUAAAGUUGAGUCUAUUCUAGAUUCUUAAAGAGUGUGUGUGUGUCUCUUUUCACACACAAAAAAAUAAAAAAAAGCAAAGAAGAAAUUCUGAUUCCUUUUGAAAAAUGCUUAUUGAUUUAUCUUUCAUAUUGUUGUUGUGGUAAAUUCUCCACCUCUGCUUCUCACCAUUUAUCUCUUUCCUCUGUUUCAAAACCAUAAAGUUUUGAUUUUUCAAGUGAAAUCUUGAAAAAACUUUUUAUACAUGCUCUUAUAGUUCAAUUUUCCAUCUUGGGUUUUUUCACUUUUUUGUGAUGAAGUGGGAAAUGGAAAUUCUUUCACCUAAUUCUCAUCCUCAUGCACCAUUUGUUCAAAAUUCUAACAAUACCAACAAUUGGUUUUUGGAAGAUAAUAGCAGCAUAAUUAACAGGAACACAAAAUGGACUCCUGCAGAGAACAAAUUGUUUGAAAAUGCUCUUGCAGUUUACGAUAAGGAUAAGCCGGAUCGGUGGCAUAAAGUAGCUGAAAUGAUACCUGGAAAGAGUGUUAUUGAUGUGAUGAAUCAGUAUAAGGAAUUAGAAGCUGAUGUUUGUAACAUAGAAGCUGGUUUAAUUCCAAUUCCUGGUUAUAGUACUAGUACUACUACUACUACUACUUCACCUUUUACCUUAGAUUGGGUUAAUUCUUCUGGUUAUGAUGGUUUUAGAGGAAUCAAUUCAAAGAGAGGCUCUUCUGGUAGAUCUCCUGAUCAAGAAAGGAAAAAAGGUGUACCAUGGACUGAAGAAGAACACAAGUUAUUUCUAUUGGGAUUGAAAAAGUAUGGAAAAGGUGAUUGGAGAAACAUUUCAAGGAAUUUUGUGAUAACAAGAACACCAACACAAGUUGCUAGCCAUGCUCAAAAGUAUUUCAUAAGACAACUUUCAGGAGGCAAAGACAAAAGAAGAGCUAGCAUUCAUGACAUAACAACAGUUAAUCUCACAGAAACUUCUAGAACUUCUCCAAAUUCAGAAGACACAAAAAGAUUAUCCACUUCACCAAACCAUAACAAUUCGAUGAAUAUCAACAAGUAUUCAGCUGUUAACGCCGCAUCUGAGAUGCAUUUUCAGCCAGCUAUGAAUGCAUUCAAUCCUGCUGCACAUGAACAAAUUUUCAUGUCUCCUUAUGGAGUUAAUAACUCUUAUGGAUUGCAUAGAAAUCAUCCUCUUCAUGAGUCUUCUUACUUUGGAUCUCAGACACAAAACAUGGUUUUCCAAAUGCAAUCUUCUCAACAACACUAUUCACAUGCAUGAUGUGGUGAUUGGUUGCAUUGAGUUAUUUGAGUUAUUUAAUAUUAUGGCUAGAACAAGUAUCUUUUGUUUGGUUUUUUACUAGUAGUAGUAGUAGUGUAGUAUAGUACAGUGUUUGUGCUUUUUACCAAGUUUUAUGUGAAUAUAUUGCAUUAGAAUAUUAGUUAGUUGGUUAGUUAAGUUAGUUAUUAGUUAUUACCUUCUUGGUAUAUGAACUUUGAUGGAAUUGGAAGGUAUAAUAGACUUUUUUUUUUCUGUAACAACCUUAAACUUCUGAAAGGUGAAAGCUGCAAGAAAAAUAUGUUCUGUAACUUCUGAUUUUGAAGGUAGUUAAUAUAAGAAUAUUGAAUUUGAAGCCAA
Molecule: messenger RNA, 2337 nt
Organism: Trifolium pratense (red clover)
Lineage: Eukaryota; Viridiplantae; Streptophyta; Magnoliopsida; Fabales; Fabaceae
Product: transcription factor DIVARICATA-like
Exons: 2
Coding region: 1006-1980 (324 amino acids)
Molecular function (GO): DNA binding
Source: RefSeq, a predicted model, not a curated record